AUGUCAGCUUUCUCAGGCCGGUCUCCCUCGUUUUGGCUGCUGCUACUAUGCACGUCACUCCUACUAGACGUUGUGCUGGCGGCAGAAUAUAGAGUGGACGACGUAGCUUCAGGAAUCACCUACUCGGGGGGAUGGCAACAGGGUGCGGGAUGCACAGGCUGCUUUGCUAAACCAAAUAAGGACAAUGCCUAUGGAGGCACUUGGCAUGAUUCGACUAGGGGCUCCGGUGCAGCCAAUUAUUUCGAGUACACUUUCACCGGUGACGCUGUAUCCGUAUACGGCAUAUUUAUCAAUAUUGUGGCUCGAAAUUAUACAUUCACGACCAACGUCGACCUCACGCUCUCUAUCGAUGGCCAACUCGUAGACACCUUUAAGCACCAACCAGAGGACACAAACUCAUAUGCGUACAACCAGCUGUCCGUCUCUGUCAACGGGCUCCCCGCCAGACCACAUACACUUCGUGUAGAACUACAGCCAUCAUCCAACUUUCUUUUUGAUUAUUUGGUGUACAAUACCCCGGACGUGACCGGCUCAACAUCCAGCUCCUCCAGUUCAAGAAGUUCAUCUUCUUCGACGUCAUCCUCUACCACACAAUCUUCAACUUCGACAUCGACCUCCACUUCACGUCGUUCGUCGUUUUCUACGCUCGGUCCUGUCACGCUCGCCGAUGACCCCGUGACAACUCCGCUCCCGACCCAGGCGAACAGCAACUCCGACCCACAGACUACUACGACUAAAUCCUCCAAUCUGGGCGUGAUAAUCGGCGCGGUAAUAGGCGGCUUUGGCGCACUUUUGCUCCUGCUCUUCCUCAUCUUCUUCUUUUGCUUCAGAAGAAAGCAGCGUCAAAUCCGGCAACAAUUUGAGCAAAACCACAAAGAGGCAUAUGACUCAAAUCCAGUAUUCGACGGCUCACAGUCGCAGCCAUUGGUCUCGAUGACGGGUUUCGGACCGAAUUAUAGCAGCAAUGGCAUGGCAAACUAUUAUAAUUCUGGUGCUCAUGGAGGGCAAAUGAAUGAUAUGGUGAAUCCAUUCGUCCCGGGCAAUGGGACGGUGGUCGUGCCACCUCUGUCGACGAUAGAGAGACUAGGGGAGAAUGGCGUGGACUACUCGAAUCUCAACUCGAAACAGCGGAUGAUGCUCGACCAUACGCAGCCAUACACUUCACUGCAACAACCGACUUAUCCUCCACAACCACUACGGCAAAGCAACGUACCAAUAUGGGUGAGGAAUCUCAGUGACGAUGGAGACAUGUCCAGUCACACGGGUGCGCUCAGUGACGACUCUAGCCCUGGUGGUUUGAGGAGCUUUGUCCCUUCGCGCAUGCAAAGGCAGAGUGAGAGUAAUCAUGGAGGUGCGAGGAGGGGGCCAAGGACGGCAUCUGCGUCUGAGACGAGUGGAUACCUCGAAACCGAAUCCGACUCGACGUCCAACGCAAAUUCGCGGGGAGCAUACUCUGGUAUUGUAGGGCGUUCAUCGAUGGAAAAGGGUUACGCGACCAGCAUAAGCUCGCCAUCGAAUCAGGGCCAUACGGUUCCUCUUCAGCACCUGUCGCAGUCUUUCCAUCCGCUACAAAACCAUCCGUAUGCGAACCCAGAUUCCGCAUUCUCCCACAACCAGACACAAGCCUACGCGCAGCUGGUCGAGCAAAAGGAGAGACGGACACGGGAGGAGCAAGAGGCUGUAGACGAAUUGGCGUUUAUUCACUCUGCCGGGACGAACGAAGAUAGUCAUAGACUGAGUAUGGGAACGACGGCAUAUACAUACACGGACGGCGGGUUGGUCGACCGUCGUGCGCCAUCUGCACCGCCGCCGUAUAUCCGUUCGCCACCACUACCAGAUGCACCGGUUCCAUCUGUUGAUGUGAGUGUGCUCAAUGGAGGUGUGCCGCCUGUACCACCAUUGAGGGAAAAAGCCGGAUGGGUGUAA
This is a messenger RNA of Serendipita indica DSM 11827, 1926 nucleotides long. NCBI's taxonomy places the organism in Eukaryota, Fungi, Basidiomycota, Agaricomycetes, Sebacinales, Serendipitaceae. The record is from the annotation of a GenBank genome assembly.